AAGCCUAUGUACAGCCCCCCUUGGCUUGGCACCUAAGUUUAUCAUGAAAUCAUAAGUUCAAGCUAAUUAGCAACAAGCAGGCAAUUAAGAUAUAUUCAACGACGAUGAUGAAGAGCCAAGUAGCUUCCCUUCUCGGCCUCACCAUGGCCAUCCUCUUCUUCUCAGGUGCACAUGCAGCCAAAAUCACUUUCACAAACAACUGCCCCAACACUGUCUGGCCAGGAACCCUAACCGGUGACCAAAAACCUCAAUUAUCACUCACCGGGUUCGAAUUAGCAUCCAAAGCUAACCGGUCAGUGGACGCUCCAUCCCCAUGGUCCGGUCGCUUCUGGGGCCGAACCAGAUGCUCCACAGAUGCCGCUGGAAAAUUCUCUUGUGAAACUGCAGACUGUGGCUCUGGCCAAGUCGCAUGCAACGGCACAAGCGCAGCUCCACCAGCAACUGUAGUAGAAAUUAAAAUCUCAGAAAAAUGGGGACAAGAUUUGUACGAUGUUACUCUUGUUGACGGCUUCAACUUACCCAUUUCCGUCGCCCCACAAGGCGGCACCAGCGAGUGCAUGGCCUCGACUUGCGAUGCGAAUGUUAACGCAGCAUGCCCGGCUGAGUUACAAGUGAAAGCGGUUGAUGGGAGUGUCAUCAGUUGCAAAAGCGCUUGCAUGGCAUUCAACGAGCCGAAGUACUGCUGCACUGCGUCGAAUGAUACAUGUCAACCCACAGAGUACUCUCAGAUCCUUGAGCAGCAGUGCCCUAUAGCUUAUAACUAUGCUUAUUUAUCCUGCAAUGGCGGACCUGACUACAUCAUUAGAUUCUGCCCAUAUGGUAUGUCUACUCGCAGCCACAAUAAAAAGAAGGAUUCUUUAGAUGUAGACCUUGCAACUCUUAUUCCCUAGAUAAAAACCCACCUAAUUCUAAACAUCCAAAUAAAACCUAAAUUUGAAAUAGAUUACCAAGUAAAAAAGUAAUUGACCUAUUAUUACAAAAUAUUUACAACUUGUGCCACAAUAUUCAAAUCAAAUCAAUAAAUGUUAUUACUCACCUUAAUUAUAAUGAACAAAUAAUUAUUGCACA
Molecule: messenger RNA, 1068 nt
Organism: Malus domestica (apple)
Lineage: Eukaryota; Viridiplantae; Streptophyta; Magnoliopsida; Rosales; Rosaceae
Product: thaumatin-like protein 1a
Biological process (GO): defense response
Cellular component (GO): extracellular region
Source: RefSeq, a predicted model, not a curated record